Paramuricea clavata is the source of this 3685-nucleotide messenger RNA. The record is from the annotation of a GenBank genome assembly. NCBI's taxonomy places the organism in Eukaryota, Metazoa, Cnidaria, Anthozoa, Malacalcyonacea, Plexauridae.
AUGCCCCCAAUACGAAACCACGAGUAUAGUCUAAGUCACCUUCGCAAAAAAUGUGCAGAGAAGGGCCUUUCGACUACAGGCCGAAAGGCAACUUUGGUAUCUCGGAUACAACAAUACGCUUCGUCUCGACCUUCUACUACGUCUCAGCCGUCGGAUACCGCAACGCCAAGUGCCUCAACGUCGGAAACGUCCACGCCAGUGCCUACAGGAGAAAGAGUACAUACCCCAAGCCUGGUAAACGACGCGCAAAUGACACAAGUUCGAUCUAUUGUAUCGCGCAGCGUCGAAGAAUUAAUAACGGAGAUUGCCAGCCAAGCGGCCCAUGCUGCUGAGAAUGCAUUGCAAUGUUCAGCAACCUCGCCAAACGAAAGUUCGCCAGCGACUUUAGAGGACCGAAUAGCAGGUCAUCACGCCAUUUCAUCAACGCGAAGUCCUGACCCAGUACCUGCCACCGUGCCGACCGUGGUUAUUCCAGAUUUUCCUCCUCAUGUGCCCGAGAAUGAAUCCUUUGUUCCAACUCAGAAGCCAUAUUACGGCCACCUCGCGUUGGAUUUGCCCGCUGCCUAUGUCAAGCAGACACAAACGGGUGAAUUUUUUGAUUUAGAAAAAUUAUUACCUCGUGAAUUCCCUUCCACUACGGAUGACGACUCUGUGGUCUUAACCUUGGAAAACUCCAUUAUAACAGCUAAGAAGGCUAAUCAGCAAACUCAAAAAAUAACGAAUAUCGAACAAUGGACUACAGCAUUCACUGUGUACAUGGGCAUAUUAACAUCAAAGUUCCCCUCGCAAAUCCAAGAGUUGCUUCAGUAUAUGUCCCUCAUCCGCUAUGCCUCCCAAACCCAUCGGGGCUUUGGCUGGUGUAUUUACGAUCAUAAGUUCCGACGAAAGGCUGCCCUCAAUGCAAGUCUAAAUUGGUCACAAAUUAACCACCAGCUUUGGUUAUGUCUUUUUACAAUACUACCUGACAUUUUAAGACGGGAAUACCCCCCCAUUUCUUAAAUGGACUCCAGCAAAAUACUACCUUCUCAGGGGCCGCUAGAAGAGGAAAUACCUGCCAUGAAUAUAAUAAAAGAGGUGAGUGUAAAAACACCAGUUGUCCCUACCGUCACGAAUUCAACAGAUGCUCAGGUACCCACCCAGGCUUCAGCUGCAAUCAACGUCGACCUGAGCAUGACAGGAGCAGCGACAAGUCAAAGGUCGUCAAAGACGUCUACGCAUGCCCAUUGAUUAUUAUAAUCAACUACCGACACCUAUUUUAGUUGAUAAGUUAGAAAGUGCCCUUACCAGACACCCCGAUUCUAAUUUUGUAUUUCAAGUUUGCAAUAAUUUAAGGUUUGGUGCACGAAUUGCUUUUGAGGGGCAACGUGCCCCAAAAUUUUCUAGAAAUUUACCCACGGCACUGGCUAACUCUAGUGUGGUCACAAAUAACUCAGCACAUGAGAUUUCGCGUGAUCGGGUGGUUGGUCCCUAUGAUAACCCACCAUUUCCAAAUUUUCGGAUUACACCAAAUAACUUGGUUCCAAAAAAGAACUCCGACAAACUAAUUUCGGACAAUUUUUCAUCCCUCUUUUCCUAAGACAGGUAAGACCAGUAUAAAUAACGCGAUUUCCAAGGAAGAUUUCAGUUUGCAAUAUGUCACCAUUGAUCAUGCCAUUAAAGGUAUAAAGCGUUUUGGUCAGAGCUGGAUAUAUUUUGGCAGGGGAAAUAUUAUUAUGACAAGGUCUUACCCUUUGGCCUUCGAAGCGCCCAAUUUAUUUUCAAUCAACUUUCUGAUGCAAUAGAAUGGAUUUUGAUUAACGAAUGUCACAUUUCUUUUGUAUGCCACAUUUUAGGUGAUUUCUUAGUCAUUGAUUCUAAGUCGGAACUUUUCUCUCCCGAGAGUCCCUGUCAGCAAAGUCUUGCUGCAAUGCUGCUUACUUUUAAUAACGUGAACAUCCCAAUUGCCCCGAAUAAAACUCAAGGCCCCCUACAGGUACUUGACUUUAUGGGUAUAACAUUAGACACCCUGAGAAUGGAAGCAUGUCUUCCUACUGAUAAAAUUGAGCCAUUGAAGGAACUUUUUGGACAAUUUGAAAACAGACGUUCUUGUACUUUAAAACAAUUACAAUCCCUAAUUGGUACAUUGAACUUUGCAUGCAAGGUUGUCCCACCAGGUAGGCCCUUCUUACAGCGCAUGAUUGAUUUAACCUGAAAUGUUAAGAAGCUCCACCAUCACAUAAAACUGAAUACCGGGUUCUUUAAAGAUCUGGAGAUGUGCAACAAUUUGUAAUAAAUUGGAAUGGAGCUAACUUUUUCUUUUCAUCCACCUGGCAAGAUUAAGAUUGCCUGCAACUCCAUACAGAUACAGAUGCAUCAGGAGCACUAGGGUAUGGGGGUAUGUUUGAGUCUAGAUGGUUCCAGGGCACAUGGCAACCCCACCAACAACUAGGAACACCAGGGAUUAGCAUUGCUUGGCAAGAACUUUUUGCCAUUAUAGUUGCAUGACAGAUAUGGGGGAGCUCUUCCAGGAAGAACGUAUUAUCUUUAACUGUGACAAUGAAGCAGUAGUCAGUAUGAUUAACACAAAACGUUCACGUGCGCCAAAGGCCAUGGAUCUGAUUCGCCGUCUGACCCUGCGAACAAUGCAAUAUAAUUUUUACAUUCGGCUCAACACAUACCCGGAAACGAAAUCAAAUUGCAGACUCUCUCUUUCAUUUUCAGCACCAACGGUUCACACAAUUGGCACCUCAUGCAUAUUUCAACCCAUGCUGCAUCCCAACUGUUCUGCUAACAAUUUGAAAAAAGACAUUGAAUAUAUAUAUAUAUAUAUAUAUAUAUAUAUAUAUAUAUAUAUAUAUAUAUAUAUAUAUAUAUAUAUAUAUAUAUAUAAAUUUCGCAGUGGCACCUUCUACCAAACAAAUAUACAGCUCAGGUGAAAAACGCUUUGUUGAAUUCAUCCUUUUAGUUAAACGCACCCAAGUCGAACAGUGUCUCCCGGCAACAGAAUCUAUGCUGCCUGAGUUUGUUGUGUACUUGGCUAGAACUAUAAAACAUUCCUCAAAAAAAAAUUACCUAGCAACUGAGACAUUAUCAUAUUCGCCAGGGUUUUAAGUUAAACUUUCAAAAAAUGACACGCCUGCAACUGAUCUUACGCGGUAUAAAGAGAGAUCAAGGUGGCCAAAUUCGAAUACGCUUAACAAUAACUAUUCAUCAUCUGCAGUUGUUCCACCUGUUACUAUCCAUUCCAUCUACCUAAAAUUAUGACUCAUUAAUGUUCUGGGCUGCAAUGACUUUGGCAUUCUUUGGUUUCCCCCGUCAGGGAGAACUAACAUGUAAUUCUAAAUUUAACCCCGAUACCCACCUGACACCAGACAAUAUAUCAUUUAAUUUUAUUCAGGAGAUGCAAAAACCCAAAUCGAUGACAAUCUUGAUCAAAGAUCCUAAAACUGACCACUUUCGGCUGGGUCAAAUAAUUACAAUUGGGGCUACUAGCUUACCAUUAUGUCCAGUCGUAGCUAUGAAGCGGUAUCUUACAAGUCGCAAAUCACUCAAUGACCCCCUUUUCGUUCAUGCUUCAGGAAAGCCAUUGACGAAGCAAGCACUGAUAACUGAGACACGAUCUCUUCUCACUAAGUCUGGCUUAAAUGCUGCUCAUUUUGGGCCUUCCGACGUCGAGAAGGCUGGACGCAAUGAUAUUCAAAACUGA